Molecule: messenger RNA, 2094 nt
Organism: Cuscuta campestris
Lineage: Eukaryota; Viridiplantae; Streptophyta; Magnoliopsida; Solanales; Convolvulaceae
Source: the annotation of a GenBank genome assembly
CAAUACAUUAAAUAAGUGUUUUAAAUACUUAGUUUUUACUUUGGAGAACUUUGCAUUUUUCGGUCGGGUUUUAGCGCGAGUCAGCUAUGCCAUGGUUCUGGGCUAACCAUCUACCCAGCGAUGGUAGAUAUCACCCAUCCAUGGGUAAGUGAUCCCGGGAUUCCAGAAUCAUGCCACCCAGCGAUGGGAGAUAUUACCCAGCGAUGGGUAAGCAGCCUUCAGCCCAACUGAUUUCCAGAUCCAUGCCAAACAACGAUGGGAAGUUUUACCCAUCGAUGGGAACCCAGCGAUGGGAGGGCAUACCCAUCGCUGGUCUUGGCGGUUACUUCGGGAAUGGCACAUGCUUGAGCUUAAGGCUCGACCAGAUUGGGUUGAUGUUCUCGGAGUACCCCAACAAGAAGGGAACAUUGAGUGUGGUUAUUAUACCAUGCGAUUUUGUUGGCUCAUUGUCAAUAUGUGUGCACAAUGUUCUGUACCGUUAUCCGAUGUAUUUUAGUCUACUACGCUUUAUACUAGAGCUAACUUCUCAAGUGCAACAAGUGUACUAUGUGAAUGAUCACAUUCACGGGAACUGGCAAGUUGUUGUGAAAACUAAUCCUCGUAGUGUUUGCGAUGAACCUGAAGAAGAUGAAGAAGACACAUUUUUCGUUGCAAUACCUGAGGACACUGGAGAAGCAUAUAUCCCAAUGGAUUCUCAUGGAAUAACUGUUGGAACACGGGUUUACGCCUAUGUCGUACCAAACCAUGUUCGUUAUAUGACAGACCUCCACGCUGCUCACAUUGUUCAGAUUGCAAUAAUGGUGUGGAUCAGUUUGAUCAUCAUUGCCCUUGGGUUGGACAAUGUAUUGGAUUACCCGAGCAUUAGUGUUGCGGUACUGAUAGGGUUGACUUUAUUCCACGUCCUCCGUUGGUUAACAAACAGGGGAAAGCUGCCGCCGGGACCAUUCCCUUUGCCGGUCAUCGGAAACCUCCAUUUGAUAGGAGGGAAAUGGCACCACCAGGGCCUCGCCCGGCUGGCGGAGAAGUAUGGGCCGGUGAUGAAUCUGAAGCUGGGCACCGUGAACACGGUGAUCAUUUCUUCGGCGGAGGUUGCCCGGGAAGCUUUGCAGAAGAAGGACUCGUCCCUCUCCUCCCGCCGCCCCCUCCCAAAUGCCCUCGCCGGCGGCCUCAAUUAUCUCGGCAACUCCGUCGUUUGGCUCCCCGUCUCCCCCAAGUGGAGAGCCCUUCGUAAGCUCGUGCACUCUAACAUCUUUUCGCCCCUCAGUCUCGAUUCUAAUCAGCACCUCAGAGAUAGGAAGAUCCGGGACCUUAUUCUCCAUUGCCAAAUGAAGAGUCAGAAGGAACGGAUGAGAAUCUAUAUCCGUUCCAUCAACUUCCAAUUGUGGUUGGUCAUCAAAAACAGUGAGGAAAUCCCAAUGAAGAAAGUGGGAGAAACCACAGUCCCAAAGACCGAGGACGAGUUUGAUGCUGAGGACAUCAAGAAGGUGGAAAAUUAUGCAAAGGCCAUCAACAUACUAUAUUGUGCGGUUAACCCCGACGACUACCGAAAGAUCUCCUGUUGCACAACCGCCAAGGAGAUGUGGGAGUCAAAGUUUUCGUCAAUUCAAUUUUUCCAGAUUGAACAAAAACAACUCGUUUUCCAUUUGGCAAACCAAACUCACAUGGUGACACGCCCACCACAUCAUGCAAUAACGCAAUAUCACUUGUCAUAUGAUUCGAUGCGCCAGUAUUUAUAAUCCAACGUGGUGAUACGGGAAUACCUGAAAGUUUCGCACUAGAAAGAAAAAGCAUGACAAACAGUAUUUCAUUGUUCCUGAGUUAGAUCAUCAAAAUUGGGCAACAAAGAACCUCUCUCAUGAUUAUCAUUAUAUUCUUUUUAGAGAAAAACACUUUCUUUGGUUGUUCUUCCACCAUGGCAGUAGCAGAAUGACGUACAACAAUGGCGAAGAGAACAACAACGAUGGCGGUCUGCUCGGUACCAGCAACGGUCGGCGAAGAAGCAGCGAAGAUGAUCGACCGAGCAACAGCAGAAGAACAACAGUGGCGGACGGCUCAGUGCCGACCGACCAAGAACAAGAAAAUUUAGGUUUUAGG